AUGCAGUCCGUCGGUAUUCUGGCGAUUUACACAUCGGUGCGCGUUCAAACCAAAACUAUCACUGUCCCAUCACCAUCACAAGCAACAUACGACCAUCUCUUAGGAAAAUACCCCGACACUGCUAUUCAAUGUCCAUGUGCCAAGAUCUCAGUUGACUACAGUUCAUUUAUAUCCAUCGAACCACAAUAUCACCCAAUCUGUACAUCAUCGUCCGUCACUCAACUGAUCGAUUAUUUCGACGUUGAUGUCCGUUUGUACGUACCAUUCGGAGCUUGGCAGUUAGAAGCUGGCAACAAUGAUUAUCGAACAGUGGCUGCGGCACAAUUUCAGCUGAUUGCAUCGCUAUGUCAAUUGAGUCAGCAAACGGUGACCGACGCCUUGAUCACAUUUUAUUCCACUCGCUUCAUAGGUUCACAGCUAUUCACACCCCCACUGUUCCAAUCUCAGACCACAGCGAUCAUCAGUUUAUUUAACACAACGACACCAAACCAGUUUAAUGAAAUAUUUCAACUAAUACGUGAUACAACGCAAGCCAAUCAGUUGGUGUUUUUUACAGAACCUUUUGAGGUGACUACCGUCAACGGACCGAUAUUUUACUGGUGGAAUUCGGGCAUAGAACAUGAAGGUUGUCGAUGUAAUUCAAAUGUUAGUUGCAGUCAGCAGACACAACUACUUGAUAUUCAGGGGAACUCGGUUACUGUACUUUACACUGUACCUAGAAGUUUUGUUGGCUGUUCAGUGGUCGACGCACUACUGCUAAGUGCAUUUGAAUGUUAUUUUGAUCGGACAUGUCUUAACACCAUUACAUCAUCAGUUAAAAAUCGCACAGCACUUAACAUCACGGCUUUAGAUUCAUCUCACUUAUUUCUGUCGUCGAUCAACACCUCUGUCGAAACCAUCGUCGAUCGAUUAUUCGUUGAACGGCUUGUUAAUGCGAGCAAUUACUCUGCAUAUUUUCAACAAUGUGCACCCACAGAAUGCGUUUAUUCAUUCAAUCAACAUCCGAAUUGGAUUGAUAUCCUUACGACGGUCAUUGGACUUUAUGGAGGUUUAACAGCUGUGCUAAAAGUGUUAAUACCAACAUUGAUAAAACUUGUCAGACGCAAAAAACAAGACAAUCCAUCACGUAAGUCCUCAAUGAUUGUAGUUUUCGCUUAAGGACCCCCCUCAUAAACGGUGAUUUUCGGUCAAAAAAUCGGUUUUGAGAUAAGCACAUGGGAAGAUAGUCUGAAGUAUCUAUUUCCAGAAUUUGUAUUGCUCUUGGUUACAAGACUGGUUUUUUCGGGGAUUUUGUGCAAGUUUUUUAGGAGCCUCGAAAAAUCGGAUCUUCAAAUAAUGGUGUCUUUCCUGAAUAUUUAUGCAAUUAAAAUUGUUUUGAACACACAGAUUUGUAGAGCAAACGUUUUUGAUCAGAACAAGACCGCGCACAGCUCUUUAUGGCCUUGCAACAAAAAGCUACAGGCAUUUUCCUACAAGUCCUAAAAUCGAGUAUUUCAUACAGCGUUUAAUACAGCGUUUUCACUAUAUAAGAGUUACACCUGAAGUGCGUCCCAAGAUUUUUAAUAGCGGUUUGUCGUAGAGAGUUCAUUCUUUUUUUGUUUAAAAGAGAAAAAGAAACUAAAUGGACUGACCGGCGUCGAUUUUUGGAUUAGGCCUUAGUUUUUUGUCAAACUGAGGACUUUUAGAAAAUCUGGAAGGAUUUUCCGGGGUUUGCAGGUUGCUAGUUGCCUGGAAAACCAAUAAAGGCUUAAUUGAAAAAUCAGCGCCGGUCAGUCGAUGUAGUUAGGUGUCUAGUUUAAAAUAAAACAAACCCGAACUCUCCAGCUUGAAGUAUAUUAAAAAAUCUUGGG
Messenger RNA from Didymodactylos carnosus, 1850 nucleotides. Lineage: Eukaryota; Metazoa; Rotifera; Eurotatoria; Philodinida; Philodinidae. The record is from the annotation of a GenBank genome assembly.